CUUCUCCUUGUUAAGAGAAUGAGAUAGAGAGAGAGAGAGAGAGAGAGAGAGAGAGACCCAACAAGAGUGCUAGCUGUAACUACGGUGAGGUGGGCCAGCAGGAAGUUGGGAGUUGGGAGUCCUAGCCUUGAUCAAGACCAAAAGAAAUGGCCGGAGGAGGAGGAGGAGGAGAACAACAUCUCCUAUCAACUGAGAUUGUUAACAGAGGAAUCGAGUCCACAGGGCCGGAUGCUGGGUCGCUAACAUUCUCAGUGAGGGUGAGGAGACGUCUGCCGGACUUUGUGCAGUCGGUGAACCUCAAGUACGUGAAGUUAGGUUACCAUUAUCUCAUAAAUCACGGCAUCUACCUGGCCACAGUACCGGUGUUUGUACUGGUGUUUAGUGCGGAGGUAGGGAGUCUUAGUAGGGAAGAGCUUUGGAGGAAGCUUUGGGAUAGUACUACUCGCUAUGAUCUCGCCACCGUCCUUGCUUUCUUUGCCGUCUUUGUCUUCACGCUUUCCGUUUACUUUAUGUCUCGCCCCCGGUCCAUCUAUCUCAUUGAUUUUGCGUGUUACAAGCCCAGCGACGACCUCAAGGUGUCGAAGGAGCAAUUCAUUGAGCUAGCACGAAAAUCAGGAAAAUUUGACCAAGGAAGCAUCGAAUUCCAGAGGAGAAUUGUGGAGAGUUCAGGGGUGGGGGACGAAACGUACGUGCCGAAAGCAAUAAUGUCGCAAGAGAAUUGCUCGACAAUGAAGGAAGGGAGGGCAGAAGCAGGGAUGGUGAUGUUCGGGGCACUGGACGAGCUGUUUGAGAAGACGCGGAUCAGGCCAAAGGACGUGGGGAUACUGGUGGUGAACUGCAGCAUAUUCAACCCGACACCGUCACUGUCGGCCAUGAUCAUAAACCAUUACAAGAUGAGGGGCAACAUACUGAGCUUCAACCUGGGAGGGAUGGGUUGCAGCGCUGGGAUCAUAGGCUUGGACCUGGCACGUGACAUGCUCCAGGCCAACCCAAACAACUAUGCAGUUGUGGUGAGCACUGAGAUGGUCGGAUACAACUGGUACCCUGGCCGAGACCGCUCCAUGCUCAUCCCCAACUGCUUCUUCCGCAUGGGAUGCUCGGCCCUCCUCCUCUCCAACCGCCGUCGUGAUUACACCCGCGCCAAGUACCGCCUCGAACACAUCGUUCGCACUCAUAAAGCCGCUGAUGAUCGCUGCUUCAGGUGUGUUUACCAAGAGGAAGAUGACCAAAGGUUCAAGGGAUUAAAAGUCAGCAGAGAACUAGUGGAAAUAGGUGGAGAUGCGCUGAAGACCAACAUCACCACACUAGGGCCCCUUGUGCUGCCCUUCUCGGAGCAGCUCAUGUUCUUCGUGACCCUCGUCUGGAGGCACUUGUUUGCUAGUGGCGGUGGCGGUGGUGGCUCGCAGUCAAAGGCCGCGGUGGCGUCCAAGCCAUACAUUCCGGACUACAAGCUUGCAUUCGAGCACUUCUGCGUGCAUGCAGCAAGCAAGACGGUGCUGGAUGAGCUGCAAAGAAACCUGGAGCUGAGUGACAAGAACAUGGAAGCAUCUCGGAUGACUCUUCACCGCUUUGGCAAUACAUCCAGUAGCAGCAUUUGGUACGAAUUGGCAUACUUGGAAGCCAAGGAAAGGGUCAAGAGAGGUGACCGCGUCUGGCAGCUUUCAUUUGGUUCUGGUUUCAAAUGCAACAGCUCGGUUUGGCGAUCAAUGCGCCACAUUAGGAAGCCUCUGAGGAAUCCAUGGCUUGACUGCCUCGACACCUACCCUCAGGCCCUCUAGCUCUCUAGCUAGAUUGCCAAAGCCGAUUCAGAGACCAACAAUGCAUUUCUCUUCUCUAAAAAUUAAGAUCGAAGACUACUAUUUAUUCACAUAUAUAUGAUUUGAGGAGCUUAUUUUGUUUUCUAAUAUGAAUUUGCCGAAUCCUUUGUUAUAAUUAAUGUAAUAGGUUUUAUGUAUGACUUUAAUUCCUCAAUAUGCAAGCAUGUAGUUCAAUUCAUCUUUUAAA
This is a messenger RNA of Camellia sinensis, 2004 nucleotides long. It is a transcript of the gene KCS10, whose product is annotated as 3-ketoacyl-CoA synthase 10. Gene Ontology annotation, molecular function: acyltransferase activity, transferring groups other than amino-acyl groups. Gene Ontology annotation, biological process: fatty acid biosynthetic process. NCBI's taxonomy places the organism in Eukaryota, Viridiplantae, Streptophyta, Magnoliopsida, Ericales, Theaceae. The record is from RefSeq and is a predicted model, not a curated record. Gene Ontology annotation, cellular component: membrane.